CUUUUUUUUAUCAUCCUGCAUUCUUUUUUUACAUCAUCCCUUUUUUGUUUUCCUCCAUCCUCUUCAUUCUCUCCAUUCUCUCCAUCUCUUGGAUGUUUCUAUUUGUUAAUUCUUUCUUUUUAUCUUUACAUUUUUUUUAUUCAUUUAACUGCCUCUCUUUUUUUCUUGAACCAAGAGAAAAGCAAAGGAAGCUAUUUCAGGAACAACGCGCUGUUAAAAAUACAUCCAACUCCUACCCGUCUCAUUGGAUUACAUUGACAGACAUUCAUACAUUGGCUACCCUUUUAUGAAAGGAAGAAAAAAAAGAUAGGGUGAAACGGUGACAUUCAUUAGGACCACUUUUCAUACAUAUUCAUAUACACGCACAUUCCCUUGUCACACUCGCAAGUCAUAAAAAAAUGAUCAGCGCAUUCUUCAUCUACAACCAGAAGGGAGAGGUCCUCAUCUCGAGACUGUACCGUCAAGACCUCAAACGUUCGAUUGCAGACAUCUUUCGUAUUCAAGUGAUUUCGAAUACAGAUGUGCGUUCUCCUAUUAUCACACUGGGUUCGACUUCAUUCUUUCAUGUCCGACACGAGAACCUGUAUAUUGUGGCGUUGACGAAAUGGAACGCCAAUGCAGCAUUGAUUUUUGAAUUCUGUUAUCGAGUGAUUAAUGUGGGGCGAUCGUAUUUCGGAAAACUGGAUGAAGACGCUGUCAAAGCCAACUUUGUGGUUAUUUAUGAAUUGCUAGAUGAGGUCCUUGACUUUGGAUAUCCCCAGAACAGUGACCCAGAUACGCUCAAGAUGUAUAUUACAACAGAGUCUGUGAAAUCAGAGCGAGCGAUUAUGGAGGACUCUGCUCGAAUUACGAUCCAGGCGACAGGAGCGACAUCAUGGCGAAGGAGUGAUGUGAAGUACCGCAAGAAUGAAGCGUUUAUUGAUGUGAUUGAGUCUGUUAACUUGUUGUUAAGUGUACAGGGCAACGUGCUGAGAGCUGAUGUAGCUGGUCAAAUCAUGAUGAGGGCUUAUCUGUCUGGCACGCCCGAGUGUAAAUUCGGAUUGAAUGACAAAGUCCUCUUGGAGAAAGACCCUUCUAAUCGGAAGAGAUCAUCCAACACAGUCGAGAUUGACGACUGUCAGUUCCACCAGUGCGUCAAGCUGGGCAAGUUUGACAGUGAUCGCACCAUCAGCUUUAUACCUCCUGACGGUGAAUUCGAACUCAUGAGAUAUCGUACUUCUGACAACAUCAACUUGCCAUUCAAAGUACACCCUGUCGUGACAGAGAUUGGGAAAUCCAAGAUUGAAUAUCGUGUGCUGGUCAAGGCCAACUUUUCAUCCAAGCUGAAUGCCAACAAUGUAGUGCUCAAUAUUCCAACUCCACUCAACACGGCUGGCGUGACAUGCUCGGCCUCUGCAGGCAAGGCGAAGUACGUCCCGGGCGAGAACUCGAUUGUUUGGAAGAUCCCUCGGUUCCAAGGCCAGUCCGAGUAUAUGUUGACGGCUGAAGCAAACCUGACAGCAAUGACACACAAAAAGGCGUGGUCACGUCCACCAAUCUCAAUGGAUUUCCAGGUUCUUAUGUUCACGUCUUCGGGACUGCUGGUCCGGUUCUUGAAGGUCUUUGAGAAGAGUAAUUAUCAAUCUGUCAAGUGGGUCCGAUACAUGACCAAAGCAGGCAACUAUCAGAUUAGAUUUUAAGCAGCACAUUAUCUUCAUCAAAUCAAGG
This is a messenger RNA of Lobosporangium transversale, 1707 nucleotides long. RefSeq names its product putative intracellular protein transport-related protein. Gene Ontology annotation, molecular function: clathrin-cargo adaptor activity. Gene Ontology annotation, cellular component: AP-2 adaptor complex; cytoplasmic vesicle. Gene Ontology annotation, biological process: clathrin-dependent endocytosis; intracellular protein transport. The coding region runs from base 399 to 1679 and encodes 426 amino acids. The record is from RefSeq and is a predicted model, not a curated record. The transcript is spliced from 7 exons. NCBI's taxonomy places the organism in Eukaryota, Fungi, Mortierellomycota, Mortierellomycetes, Mortierellales, Mortierellaceae.